This is a messenger RNA of Xylaria bambusicola, 396 nucleotides long. RefSeq lists its product as uncharacterized. The record is from RefSeq and is a predicted model, not a curated record. NCBI's taxonomy places the organism in Eukaryota, Fungi, Ascomycota, Sordariomycetes, Xylariales, Xylariaceae. The coding region runs from base 1 to 396 and encodes 131 amino acids. The transcript has a single exon.
AUGUAUCCUCCCGGAAGCACCUCUCGCCAGCUUGCCCUACUAGGUGGCCUACCUGCAUUUCCUGUCAACUAUCCCGUACCGCUGAUCUAUCUUGGAGGGUACCGCCCUAAGGGCGACUUUAGUGCAGUCCAUGGGAUUCUCAGCAGCACUGGGAACGAAGACUCUAAGAAGCGUGCCAGUCAGCAACUAUAUGUUGCCAAGAUCCUUCCAGGAGUCGAAACUCCGGGAUUGAGCUUUCGAGCUACGCUGCAAGACCGUAUCAAGCACUUCCUGGAGCUCGGCCCCGAAACCUCAGUUAUCUGUGUCACGAGUGGCUUCGACGCACUCCGAGUCGUUCUAAGGAGUAUAGAGGCGCGAGACGGAUUUCUUUUCAGCUUCAUCAAGUUCAAAGAGUAA